AUGUGCAUCUCCUUGCGUCUUGCGGGAGACGAAGGAUGUUUCCAUUUGGUGUCCGUCUACGCGCCCACGAUGCAACGACCGGAGACCGAGAAGGACGAGUUCUGGGAUGAGCUGCAGACCGUGUGGCAGGCGCUGCCUGCACGAGAACCCGCCUGGAUUCUAGGCGAUUUCAAUUCUCGAAUCGGUAUCAAUACUGCAGCUGCUCCAUCACCCGCGGCAGAAGGAGUACAUGGACCGUAUGGCCUUGGUCAGCUGAACGCCAAUGGGGAACGUUUUCUUCAUUUCUGCUCUGAAGCUCACCUUAAAGUCCUCAAUACGUUCUUUCAGCAUUCUGCCGACGAGCUCACGAGCUGGGUUCACAGACGGUGGGGCACGCAGGGCAUGAUUGAUUACGCAGUGGGCCACGCUGCAGACUGGUGCUUUGUCCUUGAUACUCACUCCCUUCCUCAUGCAGAGGUGAAUAGUGACCAUCGUCUCAUGGUCUUGAAGCUGCGCGCGGAGGUGGAGCGCCUUCGACAGGGUGCAGCUCCUGGUUUUCCUUCGCUGUCUCAUGAUCUGUACCAGGCGGGCGUUUCCAUUCUAGGCACUGCACAGCGCAGAACAUCAGACUGGCGAGAGGGGCAUGACGCUACUCUUCGGGCCGCAGCUGCACGCCGCCAACGGGCUUUGGAGAGCCUCAGGCUUUCACCGGGCUCUCAGGCAUGCUUACAGGAGCUGAGAGAUGCGCGCCACGCCUCUCGUCGAGUUGUUCGGGACCUCAAGGCUCGCUGGUGGUCAAGUCGCCUGCGGCGCCUCGAAGCAGCCGCUCGCCGCAACGAUGCUGCUACUGCCUACAGUGAUGCUAAGGAGAUGGGCCGUCUACUUCGCUCACAAAGUGUUUCUGUGGAGCCUCUAGCAGCGUCGCCAGAUGCAGAUCUGACUGCAAAAGCUGCUCACUUUCAGGCUGUGUUGAACGUGCAGCGCCCAGUAUCUCCGCACAUCUGGGACGAAAUUCCGGACUUGUCUUCUGAUGCAGCUGACAUAUCUUGGGACCCGCCGACAGAGCACGAACUUCGGUGUACCAUCAUGCAGUUGUCCAAUGGCAAGGCUCCUGAUGCUUCAGGUGUGCAUGCCGAGCUCCUGAAGGUGUUCGUUCAGACAAUGGAUCCCGCUGGUGACGCUGUCAUUGCCGAGUUCCACGACCUGGUCCAGCGACUUUGGCGUGGAGAGCAGCUCGAUUUGACUACCUGGCACUCCUCGCUGUUGUUUUCGAUUUGGAAGGGCCGCGGCCUUGUCACUGACCUCGAUGGACAUCGAGGCAUUGUACUUCUGGACGUGCUCAAUAAAGUCGUCUGCAAGAUGCUGGCUUCUCGCUUAUCCGAACUUGCCGAAAAGCAUUGUGCUGAAUCUGAGACAGGCUAUCGGAGAGGAGUGGAGUUGCUCUCGUCCUACUCGAGCCCACGGGAGCAGCUCUUUGUACGCUCCAUCGAGGGACCGGUGCUCUUUUUGCUUUACUUUGCGGUCGUCAUGAAGGUCUGGCGACAGCGAUGCGGCGACGCUCUAGGUGUGCGACUCGGGAGCAUAGUUUUCGCGAUUCGGUCUUUGCAGAUGAUACGGCGUACCAAGAUUCUGAAGAUUGCUGGACAGCACAUCAGCAAGACUGCGCAGUUCAAGUACUUGGGAGCCGUUUUAGGCCGCGCCUUUCCUUCAGCAAGUGAAGUCGGAGCCCACUGUCAUCACUACACUGGCCGCGCCAAGAUGGUGAUGCAGACCCUUGCGCUUGACAAUUGGUCAGAGUCGCGGCUCUUGGCCGCGACGCUCCACGUGCUGACCGAGCGCGAGUGCACGCUCACGGUGGUGUUGCUUUGCAAGUGGUGCCCCCACUGCAACAAGGUCUAUCGACACAAGGGCUACUUUACAAUGCAUUGUCGGGAGUGUCGGGCCUUCCAUGCUCCGGCCCCAGCUGCGGCUGGGCAAAGCGCCCACGGUCAGGAUGCUCUGCAAGCUCAACAGCCGAAUGGUGGCCGUGCUGAUCGCGCUCGUAAGCCUUUGGUCGCCCUCUCGACUGCUGAGCUCACGCUGGCGUUUGUCAGUCAGCAGGACCAGCUUGACCAGUUGCAGCAGCAGUGUGCUGCGGUGUUUCGCUUCGCCUCCGACAACGUCUUUGCUCUGCGGCUCCUCGCGGCAGUGGAUCAGUGGAAAGCAGAUCAUCGCCCAGGGCGCCCUCACCCACUUGGAGCUUGUGCGACGGCAGUUGCACUUGCAAUGCUCUUCGGCAUCUCCGAUGCUGGGAUUCCGCCAGCGUGCAACGAGGAGGCGGCGAAGGCUCUUCAGACGUUGGCGGCAGAGCUCCUGGCAGGGGAAGCGGCAACAGUUGCUCGUGAGUUCAGUCACUGCAGCGCACGUCUCACGGCAAAGAAGGAGCACAUCAUCCUGGAUUGUAGACCUACCCUCUAUGGCCGCAUCUUUCCAUUUUACAAUGUACUAUGUCAGCUUUUGGAGGUCGUUUGA
This is a messenger RNA of Symbiodinium sp. CCMP2456, 2490 nucleotides long. The record is from the annotation of a GenBank genome assembly. NCBI's taxonomy places the organism in Eukaryota, Dinophyceae, Suessiales, Symbiodiniaceae.